Molecule: messenger RNA, 4488 nt
Organism: Loxodonta africana (African savanna elephant)
Lineage: Eukaryota; Metazoa; Chordata; Mammalia; Proboscidea; Elephantidae
Product: zinc finger protein 530-like
Exons: 2
Coding region: 1425-3464 (679 amino acids)
Source: RefSeq, a predicted model, not a curated record
AGUGGGGAGAAACAGACAGAAAACAGACCUGAGGCACAACCUUUAUUGGGACUUGAGGGUGGGGUGAGAUUUUCAUGGGGUACAUGACAGUUGGUCCUUUUGAAACUAAAGAGCAGAAAGUAAGGAUGAGCGGAUACAGACACUAAGUGGGGUGGCUGUGGGGAGCUGAGAAGUGGAAAUUGUGGGCCUUUUUGGUAACACGGUUAUCCGUGACAAGAAACUGCAGUGGGGUAUGGUGCAUCACCUAACAGGGUGAGGGAGGGGCUCAACAUGGAUACCAACCCAUCAUCUAAGAUAUUGGGUAGCUAAUAUAAUUAUAGGGGUGUGGUAGGAAUACCAGUGAACUGGCUACUGCGGUAUUUCAGGUGCCUGGAUCGAUAUGGUGACUGUGGAGGUAGGAGGAAUGGUUGGGUUCUGGAUCUGUCUUUUAAGUAGGUCUGUUUGGGUUGUCUGAUCUUGAGUAUGACAGAGGGAAAGGUAAGAGUCAGCAAUAACCCCAAGGUUUUUAGUGUCAACACCUAGAAGUAUGGAAGCUCAAUCAACUGAGAUGGAAGCCCCAUCAACAGCAGUAGGAACAGUUUUCAUUGGGGAGGCUUGUUUUGGCCAUGUAAGAGCCUGAAGUGUUUCAGAGAACUAAUGAGUGGAAACAUCAAGCGGGCAAUUGGAUAUACAGGUCUGGAUUCUGGGGAGAGGUUCAGGAUGGAGACAUCUCCAAAGAUGGUGGUCAGUGGGUGGAUCAGGAUGGAGCAGUACAUAACAUUAAGUACAGGGAAGCCUGCUCAUGACGAGGUCUCUUGCUUGUGCUUGUGGUUGGGAUGAUGGAUAUCAACAGCACAGGUAAGUGAGGGAAUUGGCCAUGGGAAGGGUGCGGGAGAGAGGAUGGUCAGGCAGACUUUGGAGGGAAGAGUGGACAUGAACAUAUUUACUGUCCUGUCAACUCUCCAGGAUUUUGUUGUGAUCCUUGAUGUGGUAUGGGGCAUUUUAGUCAGGGUGGUAGAUUAAAAAAAAAAACACCUUUUUCAAAAAGAGUCUCUAGGGGAGUCACUGGGGUGGAGGGCCACUGGGGCCUGUGUUUGAAGGAGGCUUAGGUGGAGAGAGGAAGGCUGGGACUGGUGAGGAGACAGCAAGUGCAGCACAAGUGGAGGAGGCCACAGGUGAUUCUUGUGGAAUGAGGUUAAAGACGGGAAAAGAGGCAGGCAGGGAGGCCUUCACAGCAGGACUCAUGGCCGUCCCUCAGAGGAGGGUGAGCAGGGCAUGAAAGUGGGGGAAUGAGCUUGGAGAUUUAGGAGAGAAGUUAAUCAUGGAAUGAACUCUUGUCCCCAUCAUAGCAGAGCUAUGUGACCUUUGAGGAUGUGGCCAUUGACUUCUCCCAGGAGGAGUGGGGACUCCUUGAUGAGGCUCAGAGGAUACUAUACAGUGAUGUGAUGCUGGAGAACUUUGCAAUCAUAGCAUCAUUGGGUUGUUGCCAUGUAACACAGGAGGAGGAGGAAGGAGUAUCACAGGUCAGCACUCCACAGGCAGGUCCAUGCACCCAGAAGACUCACCCAUGUGAGAUGUGUGUUUCAGUCUUGAACAACAUUUUACAUCUGGCUGAACACAAAGCAACAAACCCUGGUCAGAACCCGUACUUGAGUGGGGUGUAUGUGCGAGGUUCUUGGCUCAGUGCAAACCUUCUCCAGCAGCAGAAGCAUGAUAGUGGAGAGAAACUCUUCAGGAUGAUCAUGGACAGAAACUUGUUUGUGAACAGCUGCAAAUUCCUGGUGUCAGGGCAGCCCUUUAUCUGUGGGGAGGUUGGGAAGGAUUCCUUGCUUCCCUUGGGCCUUCUCCAGCACCAGGCCAUGCCCAACAAUGAGAAGCCUCUAAAUGGCCUCAAGUAUGUGGAAGCCUUUUACAGUGGAAAGUUCCAUUACAAGUACAAAUGUGGGAAAGGUUUUAGAGACAAACAAACACUUGUUCACCACCAGAAUGUGUGCACUGGAGAUUGGCUUUGUGAGGGUAAAAACUGUAGGAAAGCCAUCAGCUGCAUGUACAGAUUUGUUCAGGAGCAGGGAAUUCAUACCGGAGGAAGGCAAUAUGAGUGUGGUGAGUGUGGGAAAAUCUUUAGCCAUAGCUCCAACCUUAUUGCACACAAGAGAAUUCACACUGGAGAAAAGCCUUUUGAGUGCAGUCAGUGUGGGAAAUGCUUUCGCAAAAAUGGCCAACUUACUGAGCACAAGAAGAUUCAUACUGGAGAAGGGCCUUAUGAAUGUAGUCAAUGUGGUAAAUCCUUUAGCAGAAGUGGCAACCUUACUAGACAUAGAAGAGUUCACAUUGGAGUUAGGCCUUACACGUGUGGUGAAUGUGGAAAAUUCUUUAGCCGCAGCUAUACUCUUGUUCAACACCAGAGAAGUCACGCAGGAGCGAAUCCUUAUGAAUGUGGAGAAUGCGGGAAAUCAUUGCGUGAUCCCUCUAGCCUCAUUCAACAUCAAAGAAUCCACACUGGAGAAAGGCCUUAUAAGUGCAAUGAGUGUGGAAAGUUAUUUAGGAAUAACUCCCACCUUAUUGCCCACAGGAGAAUUCACACUGGAGAAAGGCCUUAUGAGUGCAGUGACUGUGGGAAGUCCUUUAGCCAAAGCUCCACCCUCAUUCAACACCAGAGAAUUCACACAGGUGCAAAUCCUUAUGAGUGUGGAGAAUGUGGGAAAUCAUUGUGCAGUCACUCCAGCCUCGUUCAACAUUGGAGAGUUCACACUGGGCAAAGGCCUUUUAAGUGCAAUGACUGUGGGAAAUUCUUUAGCCAAAGCUCCACCCUCAUUCAACACCGGAGAGUCCACACUGGAGAAAGGCCUUAUGAGCGUAGUGAAUGUGGAAAGUUUUUUAGCAGUAGCUCCACCCUCAUUAAACAUCAAAGAGUCCACACUGGAGAAAGGCCUUAUGAAUGCAGUGAAUGUGGUAAGCUGUUUAGGGAUAGAUCCCACCUUAGAGGGCACAAGAGAAUUCACACAGGAGAAAGGCCUUAUGAAUGCAGUGAAUGUGGGAAAUCCUUCAGCCGUAGCUCUAGUCUUAUUCAACACCAGAGAAUUCACACAGGAGCAAAUCCUUACGCAUGUGGCGAAUGUGAGAAAUCAUUUAAGGAUCGUGCCAAUCUAAUUAAUCAUCAUGGGUCCACACUGGAGAAAGACCUUAUGAGUGUACAGAAUGUGGGAAGUUGUUUAGGAAUAGAUCCUAUCUUACUGUACACAAGAGAAUUCACACUGGAGAAAGGCCUUAUGAGUGUAGUGAAUGUGCGAAAUCCUUUAGCAAUAGCUCCAGCCUUCAUAUGCACAAGAGAAUUCACACUGGAGAAAGACCUUAUGAAUGCAGUGAAUGUGGGAAAUACUUUAGCUGAAGCUGCACUCUUGUUCAACAUCAGAGAAUUCACAAAGGAGCAUAUCCUUAUGCAUGUGGUGAAUGUGGGAAAUCAUUUAACAAUCGCUACAGUCUAAUUAAUCAUCGGAGAGUCCACAUUGGAGAAAGGCCUUAUGAGUGCAAUGAAUGUGGGAAGCUCUUUAGGAAUAGCUCCCAUCUUGUUGUACACAAGAGAAUUCACACUGGAGAAGGGCCUUAUGAGUGCAGUCAAUGUGGGAAAUACUUUCGACAAAAGUGCAAACUUACAAAACACAAGAAAAUUCACACUGGAGAAAGGCCUUAUGAAUACAGUGAAUGUGGUAAAUCCUUGCAGAAAUUGCAGCUUUACUAGUCAGGAGAUUUCACACUCUAGUAGGUAGUAUGUGUGUGGAAAAUCUGGGAAAUUCUUUAGCUAAAACUCCACCCUUUCCAACGCCACCAAGUGCACAGCAAUAAGGGCUUACAAGUGACACAUGACGAAUCUUUGUCCAAAGCUCUAGCUUCGUUAAACACUGAAUACGUCACGCAAGAGAAAGGCCCCAUGAGAGCAGACAAUGUGGGAAAACCUUCAGCCCAAGGUGUUAAAUCAUUCAGCUUUCAAAGGCCCAAAGAUAUGGAAGGCCUUGCACAUGCAGGGAAUAUGCUAGUUCUUUGUUUAAUAUAACUGUUGUACAGAGCCUUUAUUGGGGAGCCAUCCGUCUUGAAGUUAAUCUUCGUACUUUUGAACAUCUAGAGUGGUAAGAUUCCCUGAGCUCUAGGCAUAUAUGAGUUGCAUUGCACAUUAUACACUUCCCACUAUCACUGCCAGUUUUUAUGGCAGAAGCCAUCUCACUGCUACCAUCUUGCAACUUAACACUAUGUGACUCAGUUACCCUAGAAAACUCAGGCAAGGCAGACAGCUGUGUUUUCUCCCAUUGCUUGGAGAAAAUCAUGAUUAUUCUGAGCCAUUGCCUUCUUUGAUUGUUUACAACAGUGAUUUACCCAGUGUUUCCCAAGAGAAUCUGGUCUGGAUUCUGCUGGCAGCUUGCACAGAAAGCUUUUAUUGGUCAUGACAUUCUUGGUCUCAUGUGAUGUUCAGCAUUAAUUUUCCCCAUCCUGCAGUUCACCAAACAGUAACUCCCU